GCCGAGCGGAACGGCCUCUGGUGACAUUUUCUCCGGGCGGCGCGGACGAGUGAAGGGACUUGGUGGCGGAGGCUGCGGCGGCGCCGCGCUUCGCUCUGGGCCAGGUAGGGCUCUCUGACCGCGACCCCUCUGCUCGCCGCCGCAGGAGAAGGCGGCGGCGGCCGUCGCGUCCCGACCCGAGCGCCCGCGGCUGGGGGAGUCGUGCCCCGGAGGUCGUGCGUGCCCCGACGGGGCGCGCGGAGCGGGCGAGAGGAGGCGCAGGAGCCGGCGCGGAGCGCAGGUUGCUUUCCUGCUGCCUCUUUGAUAUAGCUUCCUAGACUCUACUCCAUGAUUUAACUUGAAAGUCUGAAAUGAAGAUGGAGGAGGCCGUGGGAAAAGUGGAAGAACUCAUUGAAUCCGAGGUCCCACCAAAAGCAUCUGAACAAGAGACAGUUAAGGAGGAAGAUGGACCUGUCGAACUGGAGGCUCAGGUGCAGAAAGAUGGUGUAGUGGAUUCUUCGGUCCUUUCUUCAAUGCCCUGCUUGCUAAUGGAACUGAGGAGGGACUCCUCCGAGUCCCAGCUGGCGUCCACGGAGAGUGACAAGCCCACGGCUGGCCAGGUCUACGAGAGUGACUCCUCUAACCACUGCAUGCUUUCCCCUUCCUCUAGCGGCCACUUGGCCGAUUCGGAUACAUUGUCUUCUGCCGAAGAGAAUGAGCCCUCCCAGGUGGAAACUACCGUAGAAGGAGACCCCUCUGGGGGGUCUGGCACCACGGUGGGGCGGAAGUCUCGGCGGUCCCGAUCGGAGAGCGAAACAUCCACUAUGGCAGCCAAGAAGAACAGGCAAUCCAGCGACAAGCAGAAUGGGCGUGUCCCCAAGGUGAAAGGUCAUCGGAGCCAGAAGCACAAGGAGCGUAUCCGGCUACUGAGGCAGAAACGGGAGGCCGCCGCACGGAAGAAGUACAACCUGUUGCAGGACAGUAGUACCAGUGACAGUGACCUGACAUGUGACUCAAGCACGAGCUCGUCAGAUGAUGAAGAAGAGGUUUCAGGGAGCAGCAAGACAAUCACUGCAGAGAUACCAGAUGGACCUCCAGUGGUAGCUCAUUAUGAUAUGUCUGACACCAGCUCUGACCCAGAAGUGGUAAAUGUGGACAAUUUAUUGGCGGCUGCAGUAGUUCAAGAGCACAGUAAUUGUGUAGGCGGCCAGGACGCAGGAGGUACCUGGAGGACCUGCGGGCUUCUAGAGGAGCUGAAGGCGGAGGCAGGUCAUUUGGAUCCAGGAUUCCUAGCAAGUGACAAAACCUCCGCUGGCAACGCACCUCUCAACGAAGAGAUCAAUAUUGCUUCUUCCGAUAGUGAAGUGGAGAUUGUGGGCGUUCAGGAACACGCACGGUGCGUCCAUCCCCGCGGAGGGGUGAUCCAGAGCGUCUCAUCCUGGAAGCACGGCUCCGGCACGUACGGGAGCGGCCGGCAAGCACAGUCAUGGACUGCGGUCACCCCGCCGCAGACGUGGGCCUCGCCCGCCGAGGUCGUCGACCUGACCUUGGAUGAGGACAGCAGACGUAAAUACCUGCUGUAAAACCACUGUGUGUCCUCUGCACUGUACUCCACCCCCCACCCCCGCCCUCGCCCCCCCUCCUCUUCGUGACAUGGAAGUUCAUUGUCAUAGAGCUUCAGCCUCAGAAGCUGUUUGUGGCAUUUGUAUCAUCGAUAACUCAUGGAAAAUCCCCUCUUCCCAGUUUUUGUUUGUUCGUUUGUUUGGGGGUUUUUGUUUGUUUGUUUGUUUGUUUUUUUAACUAAAAGAAGUCCUUUAGGAAAAUAACUUAUCACAGAGAAAUGUUCUUGUUUUCCUCAGUAGGACUAUGAGAAUGGUCACUUCUAUUAGGCAACUUCAUUUUACUUGGUCACUUUGAAGCUCCGGAAACUCUGCCUCCCUUUUAGAAUACUUUACCCACCAGGUAAAAUGAACUUCGGUUUUUGAACCUUGUAUUUAUUUUUUCUGUGUUAUAACAUUAAUAUCUAGACUUGACCACUGUCAGCCCACCCAUUGGCACUCCCACUGUAGGGCAUUUGCACACACAUUAGUUAGGUCCUUACGGACAUCGAGUAGGGCAUGUGCAUUUGAAAACCUGUCCUUAAAAAUAGGAGACAGAAGUCUUACUGUUUCUUCAAGCUUAAGCCUUCUGCCUUCUUUCCAGACUUCGCUCCUGGCUGGCUUCCUAUGGCACGGAUAACUGGCGUGUCCCUUUGUGUGUCUAAAUAUACCGCUGAGGGGACUUUGUCGGUCUCCUUGUUGCAAUAAUUCCUGGCUGUUUGGAAAAUGUCUCUGCCUCAAUACCCACCAAUAAGGUUUCUGGGCAGUCUGAAGAGAUCGAUAGGAAACCCUUUUCUCCAUCACCUGUAUGCUGUCCUGGUUGAUUCAAAUCAUGGGAGAACAUUAUGAUGAGGCUGGUUGGCCAAAGGCGCUGGGCGCUGGUAAAUCUGAAAGCAGAAGGCCUCUUUCCGCAGCCGGCCUAUCCCUUGAGGACUUACGGCUCCUCAUUGCUUGGGUCGCAGUUCACCUGAGGCUCCGAGUGGGUGUUUCCCCCACUCUGCCUUCUAAAAGUGGCACACUUUGAAAUGGACCACAAGAAACCAGGUGCACAACACAUAAGGAGCCCUGUGGGCUUGGGGGUCGCUGAAAGGGAGGGCAAUAGGAGCUUCGGGGAAUUCAGGAAAGGCCAGCGGUGGCGUUAGCUGCUACCUUCCCCCUAAUACCACCUUACAGUCACUAGUGGAUUGUUUUCCAAGCAGUACCUAGAGUUUGAGCACUAUGUGUUGUGCACCAGGGAUGAAGCGAGAGCAGCUUAGCAGACCUCGCUUUUGGUGGCACUAAGGGGUUUUUUGCAUCGUCAUCUUUGUUUUUGUCUCCAUUUCUACCAGACCAUGUUAGUCUCAUCCUCUGCCUCCUACCCACUCCCCCCCACCUCUGCUCCCCCCCCCCCAUACUCUGCUAGUGCUUCCUUCCCAGGACAAUGCAAGAACUGCCUUUUUGUUUGUUUGUUUGUUUGGCUUUCAUCUGGUGGACACACAUUUAACCAAGUGCCUGUUCUGCAUCAGGCACCGUGCGGGGUGAGCGCCGCGGUGGGGCCGCCGGGAUGGAUGGGACACCCCCAGCGCGCGUCAGCCUCCGCCGGCCUGGCCUUCUCUUUCCCUCCUGGCCCUCUGUCCUCCUGCUUCUGUUCUCGCUGCCCGAGACCUCUUCUCCCACGGGGGUGCUUUUAAGCUUGUGUUCUCUGAGCUUCUCUCUGAGCAUCUCAUCUGAUCUGGCCUCUUGUUCUUGAUUUUUUUUUUUUCCCCCAACUUUCCCUCUUUCUGUCCAUCUACUUUUAAUAGAUCGGGCUUUCAAAAGCUCCUCAGUCUCCCGUUUUAGCACCUCCAAGAGCAAGUGUCACAUGGCCACGAUCCUAGACACAAACCAAAGACCCAAGGCUGAGUCCCCAUUGGGUGCCGCCUUGGGCCUUCACCUCUCCUUUAGGAUUAAUUUAUUGACUCUCACUGUUACACGUUGUUUUUGACUUGAAUGAACAUAGUAGACGAAGCAGAAAUGUACAAUUUCUGGUCGAUGUUUUCCAGGAAAAACAUUAGGAAAUGAAUAGUGAACUUUAUGACUUGAAGUGUUUGCAGCUUACUUUUUCUGCUGCCCUUCCCCCCCUCGAUGUCAGGGCGGAGCACCCCCAUCAGGAAUGUCCUAGCAUUCCCGGGUCUUCAGUGAGCAGUAUGUUUUGUCCAGCCCCCGUACAGCAAGUGUUUUCCCAGGGCAGAUUCUUGAGCUUCUGUAAGUCCACCUUGCUCGAGAAUUCUUUGGGGGUGUGGUGUGUCCUGUGGGGCGGGAGCAGGGUAGAGUAAUCAAGCUCUUUCCUGACCUUCCGCUUCUACAGCAGGUCAUGCCGCGCCUCACCUGUCCACGUUCUCCUCUCCCCAACCACCCGAAGCACCGAAGCCCACAUUUAGAAAUGGGGGUGCCUCUCUCCCCGUGAGGUCAGAGCUCUCCCACCUACUUGCGUCCACUCUCCCUUCCUUGCUAGACUCAGGAGAGUGGGCAUCGUGUUGCUGACAGGAAAAAUUAUAAAAGUCCGGUGAUAAACAACUCCUGUGACAUUCGAAAUUAUCUGCUAAAGGGAUAAUUCGUUUUCUUUAAAAAAAAAAAAAAAAAAGUCCGUGGACGUUUUGUACUUGGUAGCAUGAGCUCUGCUUUGCGGGACAUUUGUGGUAAGAUCUCUGCCAAGUCCCGACUGCCCAUGGCACUGAUGUGCUAUCUGCCUCUCCCCCCAGGAGCCCCAGUAGCUGCUUGAACCCCGUCAGGGCCCCAUCCAUAGCACGCAGGGCUGCUGUCCGCCGGUCAGCAUUUUAUGUGGAUCAAAGGGGCAGGCUGAAAAGACUCCCAUUUCCCUUUAUAAAUUGAGCAUCCAUCAACUCAGCUAUUCUCAUGAUCAGUUGUGAAUAUGGACUGUCUGAUUUGCUAAUUUAGUCUGUUGUUACCUUUAGCAGAUUAGCCUUGUAGGGAACUUAAACAUGAAUUUGUUGCCUGCUUUUUAUACUAUGUCACAAGGUUUUGAAAAAAAAAAAAAGCUGGGGACACAAUUUUGUCUUUCAGUCUAAACAAAACAAAACAGAAAGUUUGUUUGUUUGUUUUUUCAAGCCAAGAGCCCGAAUCCCUGUUUUCCAGUCUGUGUAUGAUGUGACUUCCAUGUAUCUAGAACAUGAUUGCGCCCAACCAAACUUCCUCAGAUUGUGCACUGUUUGUUUAAAAUAAUCACGUAUUUUAGUCCAAUGCUGUUGUAUUUUUUUUCCAUUUUAUUUAAAACACUACGAACUUCUUAUUCUUUUAACAAAUUUUAAAAGGUAGUGAUCUUAAAAAAGAAAAAAAAGAAAAAAAUCACUGGAUAACUAGGAAAUAUUUUUGUGGUCUUGUUUUUUAAUGAGCACGAAGGUCAUUUGAAGCCUUUGGCUCCUCUUACCGUGAAAAUGAAAUGGUGGCCAUUGUAUGGCCAGGAACCAAUGCACUUGGUAGCUCGCAGAUGUGCCGUUGCAGGAGUGAGCGGUGAGGAGCGCCUCCCGCAGCCACCACAGGUCUUUGCUUAGACGUAAUGUUUGACAAUGUGCAACUCUAGUUUUCAGAAUGAAAUUUGGUUCUGCUUUACAUUCAUUAUAGUUUUUUUUUUUGUUUUGUUUCCAUUUAGUAUUUAAUGGUCUUUGGAGAAAAAAAAUAAUAAAACAGAGUGUUAUAUAUAUAUUUUUUGGUGCAAGAUAAGAUUUUCUGUUUUUUGAAAUAAGUCUGUAGCAUAAAGGUUAAACUAUUUUAAGACAAAAUAAAAUAGAGUGUAUUUAAACAAUGAU
This is a messenger RNA of Sorex araneus (European shrew), 5362 nucleotides long. RefSeq names its product arkadia (RNF111) N-terminal like PKA signaling regulator 2N (gene ARK2N). The transcript has 5 exons. Gene Ontology annotation, molecular function: ubiquitin protein ligase activity. The record is from RefSeq and is a predicted model, not a curated record. Gene Ontology annotation, biological process: ubiquitin-dependent protein catabolic process. The coding region runs from base 351 to 1562 and encodes 403 amino acids. NCBI's taxonomy places the organism in Eukaryota, Metazoa, Chordata, Mammalia, Eulipotyphla, Soricidae.